This is a messenger RNA of Spodoptera frugiperda (fall armyworm), 1869 nucleotides long. RefSeq lists its product as uncharacterized. Gene Ontology annotation, biological process: sterol biosynthetic process. The transcript has 7 exons. NCBI's taxonomy places the organism in Eukaryota, Metazoa, Arthropoda, Insecta, Lepidoptera, Noctuidae. The coding region runs from base 161 to 1396 and encodes 411 amino acids. The record is from RefSeq and is a predicted model, not a curated record. Gene Ontology annotation, molecular function: C-4 methylsterol oxidase activity; iron ion binding.
GUAUUAACAAUAUAAUUAUAUUCACGUUGUACCUAAAGUUGUCGCUCGUACGUUUAUCUGUACGUAGUUCGCAAAAAGUGCGAAUGUUUGAAGUCAUUUGGUGAUGAUAAUUAGUCUAUAAAAGACGUGUUUCAUGUUGUGCUGAAUUAAAAAAAGCAGGAUGACAGGAGCUGAAGUUAAGCAGAGAAUGGUUAACGGCAGCAAGGGAGAGAAGAAGAAAGCAGUAAAAGGAGAGAAGACACAGAAGUAUUGGGAGCCAUUAACAGAUGGAGUGAAAUGGAUAGAAAAGUAUGGUGAAGGUCUGGAGAGUUUCUUCGAAAGACUGCCAGACUUCAUCUCGACGUUCAUAGCAACACUAGCCAUAUUCACGUUUGGAGCCACGCUGCGAGGAGAAUGGGUGGUGAUCCUGGUAACAGCGCUGAAGCAGCUGACUGGUCAGACACAGAACACCACGAAUGCUACAGCCGUCCUGGAGCUGUUCUCCUCCAGGAACCUGAAGUUGGAGAACUUCAGCAUGUUCUUCAUUGGAGCUCACAUCGUGUCGUUGACUACUUACUUCCUCAUCGGAGGUUUCUUGCAUUGGUACUUCUACAUGAACAGAAGACACCGUGCCAAGGAAUGGAAGAUCCAGCCUAACAAGUGGCUCUCCCCUGAGCUGGAACGCCAUGAGAUCAUGGUUGGCACCAUGUCGCUCCUCAUCGUCGGUAGCUUCUCAGCUUUCCUCGCCUGCUACAUCUACAACGGCAACCCUUCCACCGUCUACUUCCAGUUCGACGAGUAUGGCUGGUUGUGGUUCUUCUUGCAGUUCCCUAUCAUCUUCUUGUAUGCUGACUAUACGACGUACAUUCUCCAUCGCUUGUACCACACCCCGUGGCUGUACAAGCACUUCCACAAGCUGCACCACAAGUACAAGCAGCCGACUGCAUUCUCCGUGACUGCCAUCCAUCCCGUCGAGAUCCUGCAUGUCCAGCUCACCAGCUGUCUGCCAUUGUUCACCAUGCCUGUGCACUGGCUGCCAUUCUACUCGGUGGCCAUCUACGUGUACUACCACGGCAUCAUCGACCACUCCGGCAUCAACUUCAAGGCCCAGUGGUGGCAGCCGUGGCAGCCUGACGCCGAGUUCCACGACCAGCACCACGAGUUCUUCCAUUGCAACUUCGGGUUCAACAUGUCCUUGUGGGAUAAGUUGCACGGUACGAUGAGGAAGCAGAACCGUGCAUACACUGAAGAUACGUACCACGGUGAGGCUCCAAGUAUCGACAGUGCUGAAGGUAAAGCCAUCUUGGCAGAAAACCCCGACCUUAUCGACAGCAAGGUCCUAAGAGAGGAGAUCCCUGAAGUAAUCCAGAAUAUCAAAACAUCUAAGACUGAAGUUGACACAAAGAAGACUAAGUAAACUGUUGGUGUAGGAAACACGUUCUUUAUUGAUAAUUAUCAUCCUGUAAGAUGUAACUUAUGUCAGGAUUUAAAUUAUCUCGUUCGCCAAAGUUCUGUCCUAACUGCUAGUGGUUUGUAAAAGAAUUGCUAUCGGUUUUGAAUUCAGAAUGGUGAUUGAGGUGCAAUUGGAUCAAUGGUUAGAUACACGCUGUAUCUUAGGUAUGCUUAAGUAUUUUUUCUACUGCUUUAAUGUCUAGAGCAUUUAGAUUGUAAAUCUUAUGGUUUUCAAUGUAGCCGGGAACUGCUGCUGAUAACACCGUGAAUUCUAUUGUUUAUACAUCAAAAUAUAUGGAAACAAUAGUGUUUAUGUAAUUAGUUUCUUGGCUUACAUUGUGAUAAAUGUUGAUAUUCAUUAUUUUAAGACUAUUGUUGAUAAUGUAAAAAUACAUAGAUUGUACCAUUUUUAUUUAUUAAAAUAAUGUUAAAACGAAA